Malania oleifera is the source of this 1416-nucleotide messenger RNA. RefSeq lists its product as uncharacterized. Gene Ontology annotation, molecular function: protein binding. The transcript is spliced from 6 exons. Lineage: Eukaryota; Viridiplantae; Streptophyta; Magnoliopsida; Santalales; Ximeniaceae. The record is from RefSeq and is a predicted model, not a curated record. The coding region runs from base 134 to 1240 and encodes 368 amino acids.
UCUCUCUCUCUCUCUCUCUCUUAAGUCUGAAAUAAAAUACUGCCUGCAUGGCCUGAGACCAGAGUUCUCUAGCUCUCUCUCUCUCUCUCUCUCUCUCUCCCUGAGCGAGAAAGAAGGAAAGCAAAAAUUAAUCAUGGAACCAGCAACUGAACCUGCGUUUAAUGCAAAACCAGCACCGGCAUCUGCGUACUGCAGUAAGUUGGCUGUAGCCAUGCCAACCGCCACCUGUUCCGCUGGAGAAAUGCCAGAAGAACCGCUGCCCCCGCCCAGAGUUCCUUCCGCCGCCCAUUCCUCCCGGCUUCCCCCUUCUCCCCCGCCCAAUGUUGAUCACGAAGGAAUCACAAGGUCUUUGAGAGAUGCUCCACCAGCUCAUUACAUAUUUAAAAUUGAGGCUUUCUCAUUACUCGUAAGCACAGAAGUGGAAAAAUAUGGAACUGGUUCUUUUGAUGCUGGCGGAUGGAAAUGGAGGUUGUCCCUGUACCCAAAUGGAAACAAGAGAAGAGAUGGAAAUGGUUACCUCUCCUUGUAUUUGGUACUAGAGGAGCCAGGCAGUCUUCCUCCAAGUUGGGAGAUAAAUGUAGACUUCAAAUUUUUUCUUUAUGAUCAAAUCCGGGACAAGUACCUAACCAUUCAAGACAGUGGUGCAAGAGCAAAACGCUUUCAUGGGUUGAAGACUGAAUGGGGCUUUGACAAACUGAUCUCCCUAAGCACUUUCGAAGAUGAGUCCAAAGGAUUUCUCAUUGGUGACUGUUGUGUCUUUGGAGCUGAAGUUUUUGUGGUUAAGAACAAUGGAAGAGGAGAAUGUUUAUCAAUGGUCAAAAUUGAACCCCCAAAUGGUCUAUACACAUGGAAGAUCACAGGGUUUUCAACCAAAGAUUGGUUUUUUUCUGAUGCCUUCACUGUCGGAGGUCGAAAAUGGAAAUUACUUAUUUAUCCCAAGGGAGACUCGAAGGGAACACCCAUGAGCAUAUCAUUUUAUAUAUUAUUAGAUGCGUCCGAGACACUUCCUUCGAAGAGAAAGUUGUAUGCAAAAUACAAGUUACGGAUAAAGAAUCAAUUCAACAAUAACCACCAUGAAUUUACUGAAAGUCAUUGGUUUAGUGCCCCAGGUCGGGGUCGGGGUGUCUCUGCGUUCAUCCCACAAAGUACUAUCAAUGACAUAUCAAAGGGAUUCCUAAUUAAUGAUACUUUGAUUGCUGAAGGAGAGAUCAUGGUUAUGUCUGCAGUCAAAGAUUUCUAAAGUGAAAAUUUAUGUCCUAAUGUGAUUAACGCCAAUAUUCUUUUUUUAUAAAGAUGUUAGUGUUGAAAAAUUCCAACUUGUACGUAAUUAUCUUAUUAUUUGUAAAUGUUAAAACAAUUUCCAUUACAUAAAUUGCAAUGAAACUCCAUGAUGGAGAGAAUUAUUGAUCCCAAAAA